GCUCUCUCUCCCUCACACACCGAAUAUUUCCAGAAGCAAAAGAGAGAAUCUGUAGUCACACCCCAGAGUGGGAUACACAAGCAUUUGGGUCUUUGAUUUUCAUCACACCCAACAAAUAACUCACACCUCCACGGACUGCACCCCUUCUCCGCCUUCUUCUUAUCCAAUUUACGGACAAUUCAUUUGCGUCCAGUUUCCAAAAUCCAAAAACAUGUUGGAGGGUCCAUCUUAUCUCAUCUCGAGGGACUUGCCUAGCUCUUGUGAACAAGAGAGCAAAUGGGUUUAUUACACUUUUCGUGUGAUCGAAAUGACACAUAAGAAGCAUCUCUUAGAAGAUAGGGUUGAACCUUUAGCAAAAAAAUCAUGCAAGUUGCCAGAUGAUGCUCACAAUCGAGGGGAGGAUGUACAUGAGUUCUUAGUUGACGAUCAGGAUAAACAGCAUUGUGGUGGAGACCAGUCGGAUUCAGGUUCGCUGAUCCACCAACUUGGUCGGGAUAUGUCAAUAAAUUGUCUCCUCCACUGCUCAAGAUCAGAAUACGGUUCGAUUGCCUCUCUAAAUCGAGGUUUCCGAUCUCUUAUUACGAGUGGUGAACUUUAUAAACUGCGGAGGCAGAUGGGCAUCAUUGAACAUUGGAUUUACUUCUCCUGCAGCCUUCUUGAAUGGGAUGCAUACGAUCCAAACUCUAACCGUUGGAUGCGUCUGCCUAUAAUGGCAUCAAACGAGUGUUUCAUGUCUUCAGACAAGGAGUCAUUGGCUGUUGGGACUGAACUUUUAGUUUUUGGGAAGGAAACAAUUUCCCAAGUUAUAUAUAGAUAUAGUAUUUUAAAUAACACAUGGUCAUCUGGGAUGAAAAUGAAUGCACCCAGGUUUCUUUUUGGUUCUGCUAGUCUUGGUGAAAUUGCAAUUCUAGCAGGUGGUUGUGACCCACAAGGGAAUCUCCUGAACUCAGCUGAGCUUUAUAAUUCUGAGACAGGAACUUGGGUCACUCUUCCUAGAAUGAACAAAGCACGGAAAAUGUGCUCAGCAGUAUUUCUUGAGGGAAAGUUCUAUGUGAUUGGUGGAACUGGGGCAGGUAAUACCACUCUUACUUGUGGUGAAGAAUAUGAUUUGAAGACUCGGACCUGGCGUGAGAUACCUAACAUGUAUCCUGGACGAAAUGCUGGAGAUGGGGCUGCUGUGCCGGUUGCUGCUGUUGAGGCACCUCCUUUGGUUGCAGUUAUAAACGAUAAGUUGUAUGCUGCCGAUUAUGCACAUAGGGAGGUUAAAAGAUAUGACAAGGCAAGACAAUUGUGGGUGGCAGUAGGGCGAUUGCCCGAGCGUGUGGUCUCAACAAAUGGUUGGGGGUUGGCAUUCAGGGCUUGUGGAGAUCGACUCAUCGUCAUUGGUGGACCGAGGGCUUUAGGUGGACGUAUGAUUGAGAUAUAUUCUUGGGCCCCAGAUCAAGGGCAGCUGCAUUGGGGUGUGCUUGCCAGCAGGCAGUUAGGUAAUUUUGUGUAUAACUGUGCAGUGAUGGGAUGCUGAGGCGUCCUGUAUUCUAACAACCCUCUGCGGUGUCUGGAGUCAUUUCAUAAAGGACUUCCUUCAUGAUCCUCACUUUUCAAGGCAAGCUAUCUCUGCCUUCUGCUGCUGUGGAAAUUGCGAUGAUAUUUAAACAGAUAGAAUGAAUAGGUCCAAUUGAAGAAGGUAGAAUCUUUCUCUUGUUUUCUAUUUAUUGCAUUUUCUCUCCCCCUGUUUUUCAAUUACUGUGAGAUAUUCUCAAAUGCCCGUAUCAUUUAGAACAGUCAAAACAAAUAAUCUGAAGUGCUGAUGCAUGUUUUUAGGUUGUGUUCACUAUGUGCGCUACUUCAAUUCGAACUUACUGAAUUGUGAAGUGGAAUAAUUUUGCAUA
Molecule: messenger RNA, 1889 nt
Organism: Cucurbita maxima (winter squash)
Lineage: Eukaryota; Viridiplantae; Streptophyta; Magnoliopsida; Cucurbitales; Cucurbitaceae
Product: F-box/kelch-repeat protein At1g74510-like
Exons: 2
Coding region: 212-1522 (436 amino acids)
Cellular component (GO): nucleus
Molecular function (GO): protein binding
Source: RefSeq, a predicted model, not a curated record